Messenger RNA from Gadus morhua (Atlantic cod), 11799 nucleotides. RefSeq names its product furry homolog, like (gene fryl). Gene Ontology annotation, cellular component: site of polarized growth; cell cortex. Gene Ontology annotation, biological process: neuron projection development; cell morphogenesis. The record is from RefSeq and is a predicted model, not a curated record. The transcript is spliced from 63 exons. Lineage: Eukaryota; Metazoa; Chordata; Actinopteri; Gadiformes; Gadidae. The coding region runs from base 547 to 10194 and encodes 3215 amino acids.
GUGUGUGUGUGUGUGUGUGUGUGUGUGUGUGUGUGUGUGUGUGUGUGUGUGUGUGUGUCGCCCUGUGCUGCUACCUCGUUAGCUUGCUAGCUCGUCACUGUAACUCCUUAACCUAAACCACAGAGAGUUGCUCUUCCUCAAGCUGGGUGUGGCCGCUGGCGUCCCUGUUGUGAUUGGCCCGCUGCCCAGGCGUGUGUUAUCUCCUGUAAAACAUGUUCUUGUCUCCGCCCUGAUAGUGCCUGGCAUACAGGGCUGGCCCCGCCCACAAAACGAGAGAGCAGAGAAGAGUGUGUUCUUGUGAAUCGUCAGGUACUUUCUGUUUGACUUGGAAUAAUACCGCAACCCCACAGCGUCUGUAAGCUGAGGAGCUGUAGCCUGCCUAGCGAGGAGUGGUCUCUAGCGGAUACUAAGGGGUAAACUGAAGGACCUAUAGUCCCAGGCCCAGGAAGUUAGUGUGAAGCGGGGCUCUGUGAAGCUUGAGAUGGGGCAGCCGGACGGACUUAGAGGGGACGUUACAGGGUGACGGUCCACAGAGCAUCCUGACGCAUGGAUUUCUUGAAGAGCCUGGUUCCGGCCUCCAUGUCCGGGGAGGGGGCCCUGGAUCACGGGGGAGGGUUGCCGUGGGAGACAGGCCCACGGCUACUGCGAAUGAAGCGCUUGGGCCUGCUGGCCAUGGGGCACACUAUAGAGGAAGACCAGGUCGGCAGCGAGCCUGGUGGCAGCAGGCCACCUCGUACCAGUCGGAGCCGGCUCAAAGGACACAGACGUCUUUUUAGAAAAGUCUCCUUUGCAGAACUUCCUGGAGGUAAAAGCGUUCCUGAUGCCUCGCCCCCAGUCAACAGCAGUGUGAGUAAACGUCGUGCUCCCUCCUCGGUGACUCCCCUGGCGUGGGAGAAGCGCAACACCGACGCCAUGUCCAGCAUCACCAUUGACCCCGAGCUCAAGCCGGGGGAGUUCGUCAUCAAGAGCCUGUUCGCCGAGUUCGCCGUGCUGGCGGAGAAGAAGAUUGAGGUGGUGAUGGCCGAGCCGCUGGAGAAGCCCCUCUCCCGGUCCCUGCAGCGAGGAGAAGAUGCACAGUUUGAUCAGUUAAUAAGCUCUAUGAGCUCCAUAGCGGAACACUGUCUGCCCUCCCUGCUGCGCACGCUCUUCGACUGGUACAGACGGCAGAGCGGCACAGAGGACGAGUCCUACGAGUACAGGCCUCGAUCCAGCACCAAGUCCAAAGGUGAUGAACACCGGGAUAAAGACUACCUAUUGGAGCGAAGAGACUUGGCCAUAGAUUUUAUGUUCUGUUUGGUUUCAGUGGAAGUUUUGAAACAGAUUCCUCUUCACCCGGUGCCAGAUGCUUUAGUACAUGAAGUUCUGAACCUGGCAUUUAAGCACUUUAAACACAGAGAGGGGUACUCGGGGCCUAACACUGGGAAUGUGCACAUCAUCGCUGACCUUUACGCUGAGGUCAUUGGAAUUCUCACACAGUCAAAGUUCCAGGCGGUGAGGAAGAAGUUCAUCACAGAGCUGAAGGAGUUGAGGCAGAAGGAGCAGAGUCCCUACGUGCUUCAGAGCAUCAUCAGCCUCAUCAUGGGCAUGAAGUUCUUCCGGGUCAAAAUGUACCCCGUGGAGGACUUUGAAGCCUCCUUUCAGUUCAUGCAGGAGUGUGCCCAGUACUUCCUGGAGGUGAAGGAUAGGGACAUCAAACAUGCCCUGGCCGGCCUCUUCGUGGAGAUACUCAUCCCUGUGGCUGCAGCUGUGAAGAAUGAAGUGAACGUGCCCUGCCUGAAGAACUUUGUGGAGAUGCUGUACCAGACAACCUUCGACCUAAGCUCCAGGAAGAAGCACUCUUUGGCCCUGUAUCCCCUUGUGACGUGCCUGCUGUGUGUGAGUCAGAAGCAGUUCUUCCUCAACAACUGGCACAUCUUCCUCCAGAACUGCCUGUCGCACCUCAAGAUGCCAUCUAACAACAGCAUCAGAAAGCAGAUUGAGACGUUGCAGAACAAAGACCCCAAGAUGUCGCGCGUGGCGUUGGAGUCGCUUUACAGGCUGCUCUGGGUCUACAUCAUCAGGAUCAAAUGUGAGAGCAACACUGUAACUCAGAGUCGUCUCCUGGGCAUUGUGUCAGCUCUGUUCCCAAAGGGCUCUCGCAGUGUGGUGCCCAGAGACACCCCGCUCAACAUCUUCGUCAGGAUCAUCCAGUUUAUAGCUCAGGAAAGGCUGGACUUUGCUAUGAAGGAGAUCAUCUAUGACCUGCUGUGUGUGGGCAAGUCCCACAAAACCUUCACCAUCAACCCGGAGAGGAUGAACAUCGGCCUGAGGGCCUUCUUGGUGGUGGCCAACAGCCUGCAGCAGAAGGACGGGGAGCCCCCCAUGCCCACCACAGGGGUCAUCAUGCCCUCGGGGAACACCCUGCGGGUCAAGAAGAUCUUCCUCAACACCACACUCACCGACGAAGAGGCCAAGGGCAUCGGCAUGUCUCUGUACUACCCUCAGGUGAGGAAGGCCUUGGACAACAUCCUGCGUUCCCUGGACAAGGAUGUGGGUCGCUCCAUGAGCAUGACCAACGUCCAGAUGUCCAACAAGGAGCCCGAGGAUAUGAUCACGGGGGAAAGGAAGCCAAAGAUUGAUCUGUUCCGUACGUGCGUGGCGGCCAUACCGAGGCUCAUCCCCGACGGCAUGAGCAGACAGGACCUCAUUGAGCUUCUGGCAAAGCUGACUAUCCACAUGGACGAGGAGCUGCGAGGCCUGGCCUUCACCACACUGCAGACCCUUAUGGUGGACUUCCCCGAGUGGCGGGAGGACGUGGUGUCGGGGUUCGUCUACUUCAUGGUCCGUGAGGUGACGGACGUCCACCCCACACUACUGGACAACGCAGUUAAGAUGCUCCUGCAGCUCAUCAGCCAAUGGAGGCAGGCGGUGCAGAGCAGCAACAAGACCCAGGAGGCACACCAGGUCCCAGGCAGUGGUCCGACUCUUUCCCUGGACCGGGCUCCUCUGCUUGGGGUUCUGCACGUGGUAGAGGGCCUGGCACUGGUGGUUCUCUGCAGCUGUCGGCCCGGAACUCGCAGGCUUGCCGUCAACGUUCUCAAGGAGGUCCGCGCACUGCACACGGCACUGGGCAUCGCCAAGGGCGAUGAGGAGUUGGCUAUCGACGUGAUGGACAGACUCAGUGCCUCUGUGCUGGAGAGCUUCAUCCACCUCACCGGGGCUGACCAGACCAAUCUGCUCUACUGCCCGAGUGGCAUCGAUCUCCAGUCGCUGGCCGAUUGGAGCUCAUCUCCCAUCAGCCACCAGUUUGACGUGGUCAGCCCCUCCCACAUCUGGGUGUUUGCCCACGUCACCCAGGGCCAGGACCCAUGGGUGAUAAGCCUGUCCAGCUACCUGCGGCAGGAGAACCUUCCCAAGCACUGCCCCUCGGCCCUCAACUACGCCUGGAUGUUCGCCUACACCCGCCUGCAGCUGCUGUCUCCACAAGUUGACAUUAACAGCCCCAUAAAUGCCAAGAAGCUGAACAGCAUGAGCAGCAGCAGUGACUCGUACACGGGGCUCUGGAGGAACUACCUGAUCCUCUGCUGCAGCUCCGCCUCUUCCUCCUCCUCUUCAUCUUCCUCCUCGUCCAGCUCUGGUUCCGUGCGCUGCUCGCCACCUGAGACACUGGCGUGCACGCCAGACAGCGGCUACAGCUACGACUCCAAGAUCGUGGGCUCUCCGUCCCUCUCCUCGCUGUUCAAACACGUGGUUCCCAUGAUGCGCUCUGAGAGCAUGGACAUCACGGAGUCUCUGGUGCUGGGGCUUGGCAGGACCAAUCCUCUGGCCUUCAGGGACUUGAUAGAGGAGUUGAACCCCAUCAUAAAAGAGGCUCUGGAACGAAGACCUGAGAACGUGAAGCGGCGCCGGCGUCGUGACAUCCUGCGGGUCCAGCUGGUCCGGAUCUUUGAGCUGCUGGCCGAUGCUGGAGUCAUCAGCCAGAUAGCGAGUGGGGGUCUGGACAGGGAAAGCCACUCCCUGAACGGGACCCUGCUGGAGUACGUAGACCUUACCCGUCAGCUGCUUGAGUCGGAGAACGACAAGGACUCGGACACCCUGAGAGACAUCCGCUGCCACUUCAGCGCCCUUGUGGCCAACAUCAUCCAAAACGUACCAGUGCACCAGCGCCGCUCCAUCUUCCCCCAGCAGUCCCUGAGACACAGCCUGUUCAUGCUGUUCAGCCACUGGGCGGGGCCCUUCAGCAUCAUGUUCACGCCCCUGGACCGCUACAGCGACCGCAACAUGCAGAUCAACAGACAUCAGUACUGUGCUCUGAAGGCCAUGUCUGCGGUGCUGUGCUGCGGCCCAGUGGCUGACAACGUGGGGCUCUCCUCGGACGGCUACCUGUACAAGUGGCUGGACAACAUCCUGGACUCACAGGACAGGAAGGUGCACCAGCUAGGCUGCGAGGCGGUGAUGCUGCUGCUGGAGCUGAACCCGGACCAGAGUAACCUCAUGUUCUGGGCCGUGGACCGCUGCUACACCGGCUCACGCCGCGUCGCUGCUGGCUGCUUCAGGGCCAUCGCCAAUGUCUUCCAUAACAGGGAUUACCAGUUUGACACUGUGGUGCUACUGAACCUGAUACUGUUCAAGGCUGCUGACUCGGCCAGGGAUAUCUACGAGCUGGCAAUGCAACUGCUGCAGAUCCUGGAGCCCAAGCUGUUCCGCUACGCUCACAAGUUGGAGAUCCAGCGGACGGACGGCAUCCUGACCCCUCCGUCCCCGCUGCCCCAUCUCUACUCCCUGUCCUACUACCAGCUGUCUGAGGAGCUGGCCGGCACCUACCCCGAGCUCACCCUGCCCAUCUUUUCAGAGGUGAGCCAGCGCAUCCAGACGGCGCACCCUGCAGGCCGGCAGGUCAUGUUGCACUACCUGCUCCCCUGGAUGAACAACGUGGAGCUGGUGGACUUCAAGCCUUCCACCCAGCGGCCCGAGGAGCCGGGCGUGGCUGAGGAGGAGGAGGAGGCGCAGGAGCGUGAGAUGAUGGUGAACAGCCGACGCUGGCUGCGAGGCGAAGGCUGGGGCUCGCCGCACGCCACCACCAUGGUGCUGAACAACCUCAUGUUCAUGACCGCCAAGUAUGGAGAUGAGUUUGCCUGGUCUGAGAUCGAGAACGUUUGGACAACGUUGGCGGACAGCUGGCCCAAGAACCUGAAGAUCAUCCUCCACUUCCUCAUCAGCAUGGCGGGGGUCAACAGCGAACCCAGUCUGCUACCCUACGUGAAGCGGGUGGUAGUAUACCUGGGCAGGGAUAAGACCAUCCAGCUGCUGGAGGAGCUGAUGUGUGAGCUGGAGCUGAUGGACCCGGUCUGCUCUAGCGUAACCCACAUGGACAACCCUCCGUACUACCGCAUCAGCGCCAGCUACAAGAUCCCCUCCGUCAACACAGGAACUAUGUCCAGCAGCAACACCAUGGUGCCUGGGACUGAAAGCCAUCACGAGAGCAAGAUAAAGGACCCCAAUAUGGAGGACAGCUACCCUCACCUGGACGUGUACAGCGGGAUGAACAUCAACCUGUCUCGUCAGCACCACCGCCUCGAAUCCCGUUACAGCAGCAGCUCCGGGGGCUCCUACGAGGAGGAGAAGAGUGACUCCAUGCCGCUGUACGCCAACUGGCGCCUGAAGGUGAUGGACCACAACCGCCCAGAGCCCCUCCCCUUCCCUCCGACGGGCGGCUGCUGGUCGCCGCUGGUGGACCACCUGCCUGAAACAAACACCGCCGCCGUCCCCCUACACAGGUGUAACAUUGCAGUCAUCCUUCUGACCGACCUCAUCGUGGACCACGGAGUCAAGGUGGAAUGGAGUGUCUACCUGCACCUCCUGCUGCACGCCAUAUUCAUAGGCUGUGAUCAUCAACACCCUGAGGUGUACGAGCACUGCAAGCGCCUGCUGCUCCACCUGCUGGUGGUCCAGGGAACCAACAGCAGCGUCCAGUCACUGGCAGCCGUGUUGCUACGCAACCGGGAGGCCAACGAGCCCCGGGUCCUGACGGUGAAGCCCAUCGCACCCGAGUUCAACCUCACAGGAAUCCAGGAGCUGAUGCCAGAGCACCAGCCCUCUCCCAUGACGGACUCGGGCCUGAGCUCUUCCUCUACCUCCUCCAGCAUCAGCCUGGGCACAGGGGUGGGGGCGGGAGCCUUCUCCCCGCUGCCCCCCACCAUGCUCCAGCAGGUGGACCUCUCCACCCUGCAGGACCAGAAGGUUAAAGCCCUGAUUGAGUUCAUCAGCUCCAGGAAGCGUGGUCCUCUCUGGAACCACGAGGACGUCGCUCCCAAGAACCCCCAGAUCAAGAGCGCUGAGCAGCUCAGUGUGUUCCUCCGACACGUGGUGGCAGUGUUCAAGCAGUCCAACGCAGGGUUCCAGCUGGAGUCUCUGCUGAGCGAGGUGGCCCUGCAGACGGCUCUGUCCUGCACCUCCCGCCACUACGCCGGCAGGUCCUUCCAGAUCUUCAGGGCCCUCAAGCAGCCGCUGACCCCGGCCACGCUGUCCGACGUCCUGUCACGCCUGGUGGAGACCGUGGGUGACCCGGGGGAGGAGGCCCAGGGCUUUGUUAUCGAGCUGCUGCUAACGCUGGAAUCGGGCAUCGACACGCUUGCAGACACGGUGAAGAACUAUGACCUCCUCACAGCCUUGGCACAGACCGCGGGCCAUGACCCACUGUUGGGCGCCAAGUUUGCGGCCAACCGGAAGAGCACGGGACAGCUGAACCUCAACAGCGGCGGCCUGUUCCACCACCACGUGCAUGCGCACGCACGCAGCAACUCCCUCCGCGCCAGCCAGAUGUGCGAACGAAAGGGCGACCGCCGGCGCAGCAACACCCUGGACGUCGCCGACCGCCUCGGCGGUAGCCACGGCAACCUGGCCCGCACGCGGAGCCUCUCGUCACUACGGGAGGGCGGCGGGGGCGGAGGGGGGGGCCCGGGAGGACGCAACGGGGCAGAGGCCCCGCCCCCCGUGGACCCCUCCAACCUGAUGGCCACGGUGUUCUGGAUCGCCACGUCGCUGCUGGAGUCGGACUAUGAGUUUGAGUACCUGCUGGCCCUGCGGCUGCUCAACAAGCUGCUGGGCCAGCUGCCCCUGGACCGGGCCGACAGCCGCGAGCGCCUGGAGCAGGUCCUGGCCAAGCUCAAGUGGUACAGCUACCCCGGCCUGCUGCAGCUCUUCCUCAAGGGCUUCACCUCGGCCUCCACCCAGGAGCUCAGCAUCCACCUGCUCAGCAAGCUCAUCAGCGUGUCCCGACACAAGCUGGUCGACCCCACGCAGCUGGCAGGCUUCCCCCUCAACAUCCUGUGCCUGCUGCCUCACCUCAUCCAGCACUUUGACAGCCCCACGCCCUUCUGCAAGGAGACAGCAGAGCGCAUCGCCAAGGUGUGUGCCGAGGAGAAGUCCCCCACGCUGGCUAACCUGGCCCACAUGAUGAGCCUGUAUAGCACGCGCAGCUACUCACGAGACUCCACCAACUGGAUCAACGUGGUGUGUCGCUACGUGCACGACUCCUUCGCCGACAUCACCUUCAACCUGGUCACCUACCUGGCCGAGCUGCUGGAGAAAGGACUUCCCAGCAUGCAACAGUCGUUGCUCCAGAUCAUUUACAGCCUGCUGAGUCACAUCGACCUAUCAGCAGCACCCGUCAAACAGUUCAACCUGGACAUCAUGAAGAUCAUCGGGAAAUAUGUCCAGAGUCCAUACUGGAAGGAGGCCCAGAACAUCCUGAAGCUGGUGGUUUCUCGCUCCGCCAGCCUGGUGGUCCCAGACGAGAUGCAGCGUUCCUACAGCGGCGAGUCGUCGGGCUCCCCCGAGGUGGCCUUCACGCGCAUCUUCAACCACACCUCCAAGGAGCUGCCGGGGAAGACGCUGGACUUCCACUUCGACAUCUCCGAGACGCCCAUCAUAGGACAUAAGUAUGGGGACCAACGCACGCCUGCGGGCCGCAUUGGGAAGCAGCAGGUGAUCGCGGUGACAAGAAGCACCUCGUCUACCUCGUCAGGGUCUAACUCCAACGGCCUGGUUCCCGUCAGCUGGAAGAGGCCCCAGCUCUCUCAGAGGAGGACUCGGGAGAAGCUGAUGAAUGUGUUGUCGCUGUGCGGUCCCGAGUCAGGAAUCCCCAAAAAUCCCUCUGUGGUGUUCUCCUCCAGCGAGGACCUGGACUGUGGGGAGCAGCAGAGCAGCCUGAUCCCCACGGUGGAGGAGGUGGUGCAGGAGGAGGAGGGCCAGGGAGAGGACGCCGGCAGCGAACAGCAGUUUGGCGUCUUCAAGGACUUUGACUUCCUUGACGUUGAGCUAGAGGACACAGAGGGGGAGAGCAUGGACAACUUUAACUGGGGCGUGCGGCGCCGCUCGCUGGACAGCAUGGACAAGGGCGACACGCCGUCGCUGCAGGAGUGCCAGUACACGGGCAGCACGCCCAGCCUCAACCUCACCAACCAGGAGGACACAGACGAGUCGUCAGAGGAGGAGGUACUGAGUGCUAGCCAGAUUCUCACUCGCGCCAACCUCCUGAACAGCGACUCGGCCACGGACGACGCCACCUCCAACCACGUGGACUCCCUCCUGCAGUCCCAGGAGUCAUGCAGCAGCGUGCUCCCAGAGGACGUAGGCUGCCCCUUGCCCUCCCUCCCCUCCCACCCGUCCCUUCCUCGGCUGGACAGCCCCGCCCUGGACCGUCCCGUGCUGGAGAGGGCCCAUUCAGACAGCGCCAGCAGCCAGCUGCCUGAGGACGCCGUCAGCAUGACCGCCGCGGACGAGCUCAGUAGCAGCGUGAGCGAAGACACGGGGUUUUGCAGUGCCCCCCCGCUGCCCUCUGACCCCCUGGAUCUCUGUGACCUCCCGGACUCGCAGGACCCCCAGGACGAGCUGGACCCGGCCCCCCCUCCCACGCCGGCCCAUGACACUCCGCCGGGGGGGUACCUGUGUGAGGACGAGCCCCACCGGGCGCUGCCGCUGCCCAUGGCCCUGACGCCGCUCCCGUCGCUGCCCGACAGCCCCUGCGGCUCAGUGUGUGAGGAGGACGUGACCCUGGCCCUGAAGGAGCUGGACGAGCGCUGUGAGGAGGAGGAGGCCGACUUCUCAGACAUGUCCAGUCAAGAUGACUGUGAGACGGAGGGCUUCCCAGAGAUCCAGCCCUCUCCGCCCCCCUCGCCUUUCCUCUCGGCCAUCUUGGCCGCCUUCCAACCCGUCGCCUAUGACAAUGAGGAGGACGCCUGGCGUUGCCACGUCAACCAGAUGUUGUCCGACACCGACGGCUCCUCUGCCGUUUACACAUUCCACGUGUUCUCUCGACUCUUCCAGAACAUCCAGAGGAAGUUUGGCUCCAUCACCCACUCGGCCGUCAGGUUCCUAGGGGAGCGGCUCCAGCGAAUGGGCAACCAGUUCCUCAGCUCCCUUGAAGUCAUGACCUCUCACUCCAACUGUCCCACCGUGCUGCUGGAUGCCGAGACGCUGUUGUCCUGUGGCCUUCUGGAGACGUUGAAGUUCAGUGUGCUUGAGCUGCAGGAGCAUCUGGACACCUAUAACGGCAAGAGAGAGGCUGCUGAGCAGUGGCUGGAGAACUGCAGGAAGACGUUUGGAGAUAAAGAUGGCUGCCAGCGGGGGAACACCCAGGCCCAGCACAUGGAGAAUCUAGCAGAGUUGGAGUUGUGUCGCCGGCUCUACAAGCUCCAUUUCCAGCUGCUGCUGCUGUUCCAGGCGUACUGCAAGCUCAUCAGCAGGGUAGAAACCAUCAAGAGGGAGGCAGAGGUGACCAACAUGUCAGAUGAGCUGGCUCUUCUGGAGGGCUGUCUGAAGGAGGCGGAGACAGGAAGUGAGGGACAGGAGGUGAUCUGUCUCUCGGACGACACGCAGACCAACACCGAGACGGCCAUCCAGUCGCUGGUCGAGACCCUGAGAGCUAGAGACUUCACCUCUGCCCUAAACCAGGUCAAAGUCUUCAGGUCCCUCUGGCCCAGCGACAUCUUCGGCAGCGACUCAGACGACGCGGUGCAGACCCUGCUGCACAUCUACUUCCGCCACCAUACGCUGGGGCAGACGGGCUGCCUGGCGGUGCUGGGAGGCAGUGGAGACCUCUCUCAGGCCAGCCGACGCCUCAUGGAGCUCAACCUGCAGAUCCGUCAGGCACUCAGCCAGGAGCAGGGACCUGCCCGCCUCACCCGGCCCUCCAUGGUCAGCGUGGGGCUGUGAAACGUAUCAAACGCACCCUCCCUCAACAUAGACACACACUCUGAUGCUCCCUGGAAGUGGGGGUGGCCCUGGGGAGAGAUGGGUGGCUAAGGCCAGCUUCUGAUUGGACAAGAUACUAAGACUUUUACCAAUAAGGGCUAACGCACGCUUGGGGGGGGGGGAGGGGGGCAGGUGGGGAAGGGGUACCUGUGACUCAUCGGUCUAGGCGAUGACAUCACCGAGUCCCCUCCCCCUCCCCUCCCUCCCUCCCCCCCUCCCUGGACUGAUGCGCACUCUGCAAAUUCAGCUGCAAUAAAGGAUGCGCCGGAGCUGACGUAGCCGGAGAAACGGGCGGCGGAGACGAUGCGUACACGACAGAUUUUAUUUUUUCUUAUCUCGUUGCUUUUGGUUGAGUGGUACAGAGCAGUGUGAGCGAGCUUUGCACUGGGGGUCCACCAGCUGUGUGUGUGUGUGUGUGUGUGUGUGUGUGUGUGUGUGUGUGUGUGUGUGUGUGUGUGUGUGUGUGUGUGUGUGUGUGUGUGUGUGUGUGGCGAAAGGAAGGAGAGGGAUGCUGUCCUGUCCACUUCUUUAAGCAAAAGCAUAAAACAUUUAAAAAGAAAAAAAGAAAGGGUUUUCAAAAGCAUGCUUGAAAGAGAAAGCACUGCAAGAGUAUUUUUUUGGGAGAAAUGUAUUUUUUAGUAGUGCUACUAUCCUAGGUUGUAAAUGUUUGGGUAUUUAACAUGUAACCCCGAGGGGGGGGCGCUGUGUUCCCCCUGCAGCUGUAAAAAGAGAAAUAUAUCCGUUUAUUGACCCGCGACUCUUUAACCAAAUAAGUAGCUGCCUUCUAGAGACUUGUAACAGUGUGCUGUGUAUUGGAUACUCUGGUAUACACACAUCUAUACAUACAUACAUACAAACACACACACAGAAAACUGCAUUUAAUUGCACACGAGUGCAGACCGGCUCCGGCUCACACGGCGGAGGAAUGUGCGUAACUUAUUGUACUCUGUAUAUAUUUUAGAAGGUGUAUAGUGUAAAAGCAGUAUUUUUUUGUGUAAUGCACUGUUAACCUGAGUGUGACCGGAUUGAAGGGAGGGUACUCUACUGUUGAAGUCCAGUCACACACUUAACAAAACCUUUUCCCAAACCCUGGCUUGCUUGAUGCUUGUAAACUGGGCUGGGAGUCUUAUUUUUUUUUUUUUGGGGAGGGGGGGGUGGGGGAGGCGGGGUUUAACCAAAUCUCGACCAAUGAAAAUGGCGACGGUGGCUUGUAGCCUCUCUCCUAUUGGACGGCCGCAGCCUAUCCUCGCUGAGUCCUAUGCAUUCCUUUUUCCACUGUGAUCCUGCCCCCCCUCUCCCUCCCAGGGUUGUGUCAACUCCCCCCCCCCUCCCGCUCUGUCCCGGUAGUGGCAGGGGACGGUUUGCGCUCAGAGGAAGGUCCUCUCGGCACAUUGUAACAAUCACUGUAGUCUCCACAGAGCUUCUGGGCUUGCCUGCUAGAUUUAAAAAUGCUGUUAUUAAAAAUGGAUAUAUUAUUUACCUGGAAGAGAUGCAUUAUAUAUAUAUAUAUACACACACGAUUCUCAGCCUUCACUCGGGACAAAUAAAAUUGAUAAAGUAAACAUG